This is a messenger RNA of Stereum hirsutum FP-91666 SS1, 1806 nucleotides long. RefSeq lists its product as uncharacterized. The transcript has 4 exons. NCBI's taxonomy places the organism in Eukaryota, Fungi, Basidiomycota, Agaricomycetes, Russulales, Stereaceae. The record is from RefSeq and is a predicted model, not a curated record. The coding region runs from base 1 to 1806 and encodes 601 amino acids.
AUGGAACGCCCCACAUGCACAAAAUGGAUUAAAGUUGCGAGGGAUACAUUUGCGGCAUGUAAGGACAAGACGAUCGUCCGGUACUACAUCGGGCAAUCCAUGAAAGACCUACUCGGUCGCUACGCUGCCAAAGACGUCGACCUUAUGGAUCACAUCAGCAUGACACUAUAUGCAGUCUUUGGACCGGGGACCCCAUUAAGCUCAUCAUCCAGCGUCUCCUUCUUCGCCACCCCGAUCGUUGCCUGCAAGGGCAUUGUGACCCUUUCAACCGGCGCUCACCUCCGCCACGACAUCGAGUGGGCCUUGAUUACGUUUUUACGGAGCUCUAGGCCGGAGAACGUACUCAACUACCUAGGGGGGGAACGCAGAGGGUUUAGUCCGGAAUGGUCGCUGUUCAGCGACAAGUACGAUGGAGUCUCUUCGAGGGGUGCCUACUUCCCAGCAUGUUCGGGCAAGAUGAUGACCAUUGGGAAUCGCGGUUUAACCCUUCAUCAAACGGGAGAGAGAGGUGCAGCGGGGUGCCUACUGGAGCUUGCAAACGGCGGUCAAGCUGUCCGGAUCUACUCCCACGUCGAGCAUCGGGUGCUCUGGUGUCACCGGUUGGAAUUGUGUGCAGCAUGGACCGACCAGUUCGAACGGAUGUUUGAGCGCGACAUCAAGCUGGGGAAGGUACCUGCUAGGGCGCUUGAGGUGUGGAAGGAGCAUGGCAGACUUGACGAAAGACCAGGGAAGGGUUGGCAUGCACAGUGGUCUGACACAGAGAUUGACUUCGAUCCGACGACGGUAUACACCACUUCCUGGGCCAUGAUAUGCGACAGGCCCAUUUCCCGGAUUUGCUUUGGAUCGACGCUGCCUGGGAAGGAUGGGGAGGGUGUGCAGCUUUCGGCCAGGUGGCGCACGGCAUAUGAAGACCAGCUCACUUUUGUCCUGGCGUGCGUCGACCCGGAUACGGCUGAAAUCGUCAUCAAGGACGCCGCUGACCCCACCAAGGUCGUGAUCACGCUCCCUCCACCAAUCGUACAAAGUUGCAGUGUAAAGCAGCUCCACGCGGGGGAUGACGAGACAGGAUGGACCAUGUACACUCGCAAAAAACUUUUUUGGGCUAUCGGAGGGUCGUCUCUUGCACGUACACUCGCCACUGUCGAGGACACCCUCCGCGUUCACCUGUCUCCUGCGGGCGAGGCCAGUUUGGAGCAGUUUCACAUCAAAAAUCGAGUUAGUAGCGGGAAAACGGGAAAACAGGACCCCACUCGUGCGCUGGAGCUCGCUUCUACCAACUCGCCGAUGAAACUCGGGAGGUAUCUACUUGCGCAGAAGGUGCGGUUCCCUGGUGGCAAGCAUAGUCACUUCAAAUAUGUUUGCUGGUUGGGAGUCUUAAUUGGGGACGGGUUUAAGGUAGAGCGACAGCUAGGAGGGGAGCGACAGAUCGCAUCUCCAGGCUUUGUCGCAGCGUGGGGUGCUGCAGAGGAUGAUCAAGAUAGACUCCAUGUUAUGGCCUGGGUUGGAAUCGACAAUCUGCUCCACAUUGCUCUCAGCGAUGAUCCACAGCACGAGUUGGCUCAACUGCGGGUAUUCGAUGGGAACAGACGUUACUGUCCGGACGUGUAUGGGUGUUUUCUGUGUCUUCCCAGGAUGAAGAAGACGGUAUACCGCGGCGUCACUACUAUCACGUCCUCAUUCGGGCUCAGCCACACUACGAUGGAGCCCUUGGUCAAGGCGGCGCCAAAAGCAUUCCGCAUUGCCGACAAGGAAGUGAGAAGGCUCUGGUGUGCGGCACAUGAACAGUCUCUUGCCUCUGAGUCUUAG